AUAGAGUAUAUACUGCUUACUUACAUGAUACCCAUACCCAUCCCUUCCAUUCCCAUCCCUUCCCUUCCGUUUGAAGCCCAGAAUUCCCUGAAGCCUCUACUGCGCCGAUCCCUGCUCUGGGAACCGAGGGAACAACAGAGUAUCUCGGAGUGCAAUAAUUAAAUACUGGCCUACACCCUGCGAGCUGAUCAUUCUUCUCUCCCUCCCUCCCUCCUCGAACUGUACACGUAUCUUCCGGAAUCCCAAUCCCACGCUGUCGGAAUCAUGUCGGACGACCCCAAGAGCUCGGAGAGUUCGCUCGAAAGCCAUCCUGAAGCCCAUCUUACGCCCAUAGCCGCAGACCCUGCCCUUUACGACACGGAUUCGAACGACUAUGACAUGAACGAGACCUUCUCGGUCACGUCUUCGGUUUUCGAGUUUCGCUGCGAAAACGGCCGAACAUACCAUCGCUACAAAGAUGGAGCCUAUGUCUUGCCCAACGAUGAAGCAGAGAAGGACCGACUUGACGCUAUCCACCACCUGUACCUGGUCCUCCUCGAUGGCAAGCUCUGUCUGGCGCCCAUCGAGAGUCCGAAACGCAUCCUGGAUGUCGGUACCGGCACGGGUAUCUGGGCUAUCGAGAUGGCAGAUGCCUACACGGAAGCAACGGUUAUCGGAACAGACCUGUCCCCAAUUCAGCCUGAGUGGGUGCCAGAAAACUGCAUGUUCGAGAUAGAUGACGCCGAAAGCGAAUGGACGUACCCACCAGACCACUUCGACUUCAUCCACAGCCGGCAUUUAGCACAAUCGAUAAAAGACUGGGAUCUAUAUGCAUCACAGCUAUUCCGCCACACCAAACCCGGCGGCUAUGUGGAGCUCGCCGAACACGACUACACGCUGUACUCGGACGACGGCACGUACCGGCCCGGGCUUGCGCUGUACCGUUACAUGAGCCUCAUCUCCGAAGCCGCGCUGACUGCCGGGUUCUCGGAUAUUGCGCCCCGGAUGGGCCGGCUCCUGCAGGGCGCCGGCUUCGUCGACGUCAAGAUCGCUGUCAAGAAGUUGCCGUGGGCUCCGUGGGCGCAGGACGAGAAACUGAAGGAGCUGGGUUAUUGGUCCCUGCUGGGACUGUCGAACGUCGCCUUCGAGGCGUUCGGCAUGGCCCUGUUUACGAGGUACCAUAACUUCAAGCCCGAUGAAGUCAAGGAGCUCUGUGAGGCCGCGAGGAAGGAUGUCUGGGAUAAACGCGUGCAUGCUUAUCAUCUGCAUUAUGUGGUGACAGCGAGGAAGCCGGAAUAGACGGAUAUAGCACAUACGGGAGUUGGCGUAUAAAGAAGGAGAGGAUGAGUUGUUUGGAUUUAGAAUGUAUAUCAGCUAUAUAAAUCAUACCUCAGCGACGGACCGGCCACAAAUUUCAAAAUCUUCUGAAUUUUUCUCCGGCUAAGACUCCGCCACUCUGGUACAUAGCAGACACAAAUACUUGAGACCUUCCAAGACCACCUCUAGUCGCCGUUUUGUAUGCCGAUUCCACGUGCUUCCGAUUUCUUCUCCGCAUCCCACCCACCCCCACCCCCGGAUCUAGAAAACUGUCGGGAAAG
Molecule: messenger RNA, 1577 nt
Organism: Tricharina praecox
Lineage: Eukaryota; Fungi; Ascomycota; Pezizomycetes; Pezizales; Pyronemataceae
Product: S-adenosyl-L-methionine-dependent methyltransferase
Exons: 13
Coding region: 265-1278 (337 amino acids)
Molecular function (GO): methyltransferase activity
Source: RefSeq, a predicted model, not a curated record